Messenger RNA from Acanthaster planci (crown-of-thorns starfish), 3107 nucleotides. RefSeq lists its product as uncharacterized. Gene Ontology annotation, molecular function: nucleic acid binding. The record is from RefSeq and is a predicted model, not a curated record. NCBI's taxonomy places the organism in Eukaryota, Metazoa, Echinodermata, Asteroidea, Valvatida, Acanthasteridae.
AGUUCUGUUUCUAACACUUUAGGCCUAGCCUAUUCAAUUAUCACUGGAAAUUCAAGCUCCGUCGUAAAGCUGGCGUACAUUGUGGACAACAGAUAUUUGGACAGUAUAGGCAGCCAUUUUCUGGAUCUCGUUCAUGCAGACGUUGAGGAAUUCCUGACAGUAGGGAUCGGAAAGUGUGUGUUUGUCUUCCCAGCCGUCACCAGCUACUAUCGAUUUCUGAUCCACCAAGCCAUUGAAGAAUAUCCACAGCUAACCAGUUUCUCAAUUGGACAAGGAGACGAUCGGAGGACUGUCAUCUGCCCAAACCAUUUGAGGGCAGGAGAUCCAUCUCAAUCUCCAAACCCCAGGAAGAGGGGCUGGGAGAGUGAUCCUCAGGGAGGCCUCAACAGCCCCCUCAGGAGCUGCGAGGAGGACACCAAGAAAACAAGAGGGGACCAGUCCUGGGGUCUGUUUGGACUUGAGCGGAGAGAAGCCAAGAAGAGAGACACAGGCCAAGCGGGCAAGAUGCAGUCAUUUCAGGAUGAUGUGAGCUCAGAAGGAGGCACACCUCAAGCUCAGUCUAAAGAGACAAGCAGGAAAUCCAAAAGGGCUUCACAAGAAUUGUACGUGCCACGAGGCCGUAGGCAGCAACCACUGGCUGGAGAAUCAACGGCUUGCCAAGUGGAACUGGCUGUUGACAAACCAGGAGGGGCACAGACCAGCACGAGACAACAGGGUCGAAAAACAGAGAAAAAGAGGACACGAGACGGCGGAAAGGGGAAACAACCGAGAGAUCGGAAAACAUCGACGGACGGGGAAGAAGUUGAGAAUAGUGUUGCCAAAGAGAAGAAGGCACAUGCCAGAGGGAAGCAGGGUAGGAGGGGUGAUCAACAAAGAUAUGUGCCAAGGCCACAGAGGGAGGAUGCCAAAGCUCAGAAAAGCUGCAGUGGUGAGGGUGUUACUUUGCCAGCGGAAGAUGGCCACAAUUCAUCGAGUUUAAAACCUGCAGGACAAUCAGAAGGUUUGCAGGUGUCCAGGGCAGGUGUAAAGGGUGUAAAGCAGAGUGCCAAGCCACUGAAUGUGUCGCCUGUCCCUGAGGACUGGAAUGAGAUUGAUUACGAUGACAGGGAGGUCACCUACCAGCCGACAGGGACCAGGCUUACGGCCCACGGCCAGCUCGUGCCCGUGGAUCCCAGUGCAUUGCCCCAAGCAGUACAAACUGAAACGGAGGGCGAAACACUUGCAACUGAAACCGACCAGUCACAAGGUGCUUUGGGGUGUCAGGAACCAGAGGUUGAUCCAGAUGCUAAAGCAAUGCUUGAGAGCUCAGUGGCAGGAGAUGCUGUCAGUGAAGAAGACAAUGGCAAAACGAGAGACAGUAACUCUGAGUUGCCAGUUGCCGGCAUUGCCGUAGAAACUGAAGAUGCCACAAAGAUGCCAGAUGGAAGUGCCUGUAGAAAAAGCAAUAGUUCGGAAGAUGUGGCGGUGGGAGCUGAUGAAAUAAUUAAGACAAGUGAGGAUGUUAUGGGUGAUGAAAAAUCCCCAGUUACCAUGGCAACAAACAAAGAAGUUUCUCAAGGUCUGGACAUUGAUGCUCGUGUCAGUACCAACACAGAUGCUGUUGGCUCUCUCAGCUUAAAUCAUGAGAUUGACAGCGAGGAAGUGCGUCUCUCGCCAAAAGAUGAAGAACAACCAGAGGCAUCACCAAAGUUGGGAGCAGCCUCAUCAGAUUUGUUGGCGAGAGAUGAUGCAGACAUCCCUUACGUGUCAGAUGAGCUGAAUGAUGCAGCUGGAUGUGAGCAAGAGGAAGUCGUCUCCGCAGAAAUUGCUCUCAAAGUUGAGGAGCCGGGUGAUGAUGCAGGCAAUGAUGAUGGGGAUGACUGGGAUGCCAUGUUUGAUGAGAGCGGAGAUUGCCUCAAGCAGGAGGAGAUACAGGAGUUGUCAGAGUGUGUGGGGAAUGUCCCAGUUUCUGUGAAGCAUUCGAAACGAGAUUACUACAACUAUCAACCUAAGGACAACUUGAACUAUGGAGAGUUGGAGCACAUUAUUGAAGUCUAUGAUUUCCCUGUAGACUUCAAGACUCAUGAUCUCAUCACUGGCUUCUGUAACAUGAAGACCAAAGAGAUGGAUAUCAAGUGGAUUGAUGAUACACAUGCCUUGGCCAUAUUCCCAUCAUCGAUCAUUGCCCAAGAUGCCCUCAGCAUCUCCAACCCAAUGUUCCGUACACGUUCCCUGGUCCUGGCAUCUCGGGAAGCCAAGCUCAAGGCCAAACACUGCCUGGAGUUUCUUAUCCCACCCACUAAACCCCGGCCCGAGACCUCGGCCGCUACAGCCAGGCGGCUGGUCAGCGGGGCCUUAGGUCUGAAGGCCAAUAUCUCCAAGGAGCAGAGAGCAGCCGAGAGACAGAAGAUCAAAGAGGCCAAAGAUCGCCGACGAAAUGAAAAGAAACUGCAGGAGGACAUCUGGAGCGGUAGCAUUUGACCCUUGAACUCUGACCCACCCUGAGGGUGUAAUUCAAGAUCAAAACGUGUUUUAAAAAAGUUUUUCAGAUGAAUAUUUUUUCUUGAUAUUUUUCUGCCCUCUUGUUUGGACUCCUCUUCAUAGACCACAUAUUUUGGAGUGAUUCAAUUGAGUGUGACAAUGUUUAAUAUAAUCGGUCGAUUUGUGAAGCUUUGAAUUUUCACAUUUAGAUUUCUCACUCAAAGUUGUACCUGAUGAUAAUGUUCUUGUCACCUUUACUUUUCCCCAGAGGAGGAUGCCUGUUCAUUUUCAAAAUGCCCUGUGCACUUGUGUAGCGAUGAAGUUUUUGGAAAGAAAGGGUCGAUUUCCGUGGGCUUAAUGGAACUUUUUGAGGUGGCUGUUGUUAUCAUUUUAUUGGAGACAGAUUUGAUUUUGGAUUUUGUUUUAUGAGAGGACACUUUUUCAGCUGUAUAGUUUUUUCAUUUGAUAUCAGCAAUCUCUGUUUUUUAGAGUUUUCGUUUGUAAGAUUUCAUUUUAAAAUUGAUUCAAAAACGCUGUAAAUUGGUUUGUGACAUACAUGUAAUGCACUGUUUUGUAUAUAAAAGAGAUAAUAUAUCUUGUAGCGAUUUAAUUUAAUUCGAUUUCAUUUUUACAAUAAAUGAGUUUUG